Molecule: messenger RNA, 3366 nt
Organism: Strongylocentrotus purpuratus (purple sea urchin)
Lineage: Eukaryota; Metazoa; Echinodermata; Echinoidea; Camarodonta; Strongylocentrotidae
Product: rhomboid-related protein 3-like
Exons: 8
Coding region: 1-1224 (407 amino acids)
Cellular component (GO): membrane
Molecular function (GO): serine-type endopeptidase activity; calcium ion binding
Source: RefSeq, a predicted model, not a curated record
AUGCCCGCCCACAAUUCCUUCGCCAUGCACGACACCCGGACACGGCUCCUGGACGCCACAUCCAACCACAUUGACCACAUUGAUGAAACACUCGUGCAGAAGUGGAAGCCACUCUUUGAUAAGUUUGAUGUGGAUGGUAACGGGGUGAUCAGCAUGGAGGCCUUUCAAGUGAUCCUCUACAAGUACGGGCUGCGGGAGGAUCUCGAUCCACACAAGAGGGAGGUCCUGGAGACCACUAUAGAGGAGAAUACUGGAGGUGUCAUCAGCUAUCAAGAGUUCGUCAAUAUUAUGAGUGAUAAGAGAUCCCUAAGUUUCUCCAUUGCCGUCCGAUCACGCUACGAGGAAUGCGAGACGGAUUGCAUCGACGGUAGCAGCGUCAGUUUCAAGAAAGACGAUUACCGCAACCUCACCUAUCAACAGCGCUUUCUCAAGAUGGUUGCCGACGAGAUCCUAACCAACGAGACAGACCGGAACUACUUUCGAUGCAACUUUACCUGGUGUCUUCCGCCCAUCCUAAUCUUCUUGGUCACUUGGAUUGAGCUAGGUUUCUACGUAGGGGUAACGAUGAACGCAACGCGCUAUGACACCAACUCAACCAUGAGGGCAGCAGAUAUCUGGACAGGGCCGCUUCCAAAGCACAGCUGGCUAGUCUUUGAUCCAGACAAGAGAAUACAGUUUUGGAGAUUUUUUUCUUAUAUUCUUUUACAUGGAGGCAUUGAACAUAUAAUCUUCAACUUUUCUGUCCAAAUGUUAUUGGGAGUUCCUUUAGAGAUGGUCCACGGAACCAGAAGAAUUGGCACCCUCUACCUCAUAAGCAUAGCUGCUGGUUCAAUGGGUACAUCAGUAUUUGACAGAAGAAGUUACCUUGUGGGGGCAUCGGCUGGUUCCUAUGCCCUCCUAUCAGCUCACCUUGCCAAUGUAGCUCUUCAUUUUACAGAUUCUAAAUUGAGUCCUCAAAGAAUAGCAGUAGUUAUAGUAUGUGUAAGCGCUGACUUUGGCCUGGCCGUUUAUCGAAGAUACUCUGGUUUACGCACAGCGGCCUCUUUUGUCGCUCAUCUCAUGGGUGUUACGAUUGGUCUUACGAUAGGCCUAUUUAUUCUCAAAAACUAUGAGCAGCGCCUGCAUGAACGUCUUGGUAUGUGGCUGGCUAUGGUAGUCUAUAUCAUCUUUAUUCUCUUCGUUGUGUUCUGGAACAUUUUUUACAAGCCUGGUCCAGCCGUAUAGCAGAGGGUCACAGCGAUGGCGUGUUUGCGUAAGGACCAAAAGAUUGACAUGCUGCCGUCUCAGACCUCUUAAGAGGAGAUUUUUCUAGCAUUUUCUGACGAGGAGCGAAGCUUGGCUGGUCAUCGCGCUGUCUCUUUUUUUAGUUGCAAGUAUUUUUACAAGUUGAAGGUAGAGAUUUCAGUACACUGUUAUGACCAAAAACUAGACUUAUAUGGUGCAUGUAUAGCCUUUUACAGGAAGAAUGACGCAAUUCUUACAAGACCAAAUUACAAGCUCAUUUUCUUGAAUGUACUGCAUGAAAAUUGUUCGACUCUGAUCAAAACUUUUAUAACAGAUCACAAAAAUGUUGAAUGUGCAGAAAAAAGAUCCUAAACAUUUAGUUAAAACGACGGGCCAAUUAUGUUUGAUCGAAGUUCAACAUGGUUAAAUGGAGAGGGCUAUUUUCUAUUUUGUACAAAUAAAUCUCUCAGUGAUCAAACAAGUACUACCAAACAGUUUCUCAGUUCCAAGAAAAACUAAAAAAUGUCAGGAUUUGUUUUCAUACACACUGUAACUAAUCUGAUAAGACAGACAAUAUUUGUACAAGUUUCAAAAGGAAGAAACAUUGAGAAUUAAACAUAUUCAAUAGUGUGAUUAUAUUUUCCAGCACGAGGCAUUGGACAACUUGCGAAAUGCACAUAAGUUUCAUGGAAGUGAUCUUUCAGGUUGCUGUUCGAAGAAUUUGAGAAGUGUUUACUCUCAUCUGUGAUGAAGAGUGUAUUUAUUCAUUAAUUUAUUGAUUUACAAAUUUAUAUUUGAUGUAAUGCUAUAUGCCUGUAUAAAUUGUAACCCCAAGGCUCAUAUGGGGGUUGAAAGAUAUUUCAACCUAAUAUAGAGUGAAUUCCUCCAGGAUAUUAAUUCAGCCCUCAUUACUUUUUUAAAGCUUUUCUAUCCCAUUAAGUUAAAAAGAAAAAAACUUAUCUUGCAGAGCUGAGCAAGGUUGGUAAUAUAAGUUCCUCAAAAUGCUAGCUUAGCAAUAUGGUUCAGGGCCCUUUGAAGAUUACACGAAGAAGAAGUAUAGGCCCAGAGGAGUGGCCAUGCAGAUUUGUUUGUCUUUUUUCUCUCUGGCCACUCGUGACCAUAAAUACAUACAGAUUAGAUUAAGGUGACCAAUGGUAUUUCAUUUACAAGACUAUAAUGAUUGAUAUUUUUCUACCAAAAGACUUCUAUCUGGCCACUCUAUUCAAAGGGGAAGUACUUUAACUAUACUUCUUUUUUAAACCUGUGUACUAAUGCAAUUUGAUAGUUAAAACCUAGGAAAGUAUACACAUCCUUUCAGGUAUAUGUGGUUAUAAAUUGAUUUCUCUGCUAUGUCUCCAUUGAUGAUGUGAACCUGGGACAGCCAGGAGAUUGUCAACGUUCAUUUCAGGAACAUCAAAAGAAGAUGUGAAUCAGUAUAAAUAAUGAUAAUUAUGAUUUAUAUAGCAUAAACUUACCCUUUCUCUCGUCAUGGCAAGGUGCUACUAAAAAAAAAUCAUUGACACAUAAUUGUUUUCCCUAACUCAAAGUUUAGUGGUCCAGAUUUUUAUUUUGCUGAAAAAACUGUGGGUGAAUGCAUUCAUGGCCCCCAAAAUUGAUGCAAACACAUGCCCAAAACAGUUAAGUAAACCAUGAAAUUACUAGCUAGUACAUGUAAUUCUCUUGGUCCAGCUUUAUCAUCAUUUGUAUUAUCUGAACACUUGACAACGGAUAUACCAUGGAGAGAUGAUAAUGCAGACAUGAAUUAUCUCAGUUGAUCAAUGUAUGUCUAUUGAGACCAAACUUGCAACAAAAAACGUGUGGGCCUUGGGGAUACAAUAUACAGUAUGUGUAAUAUAAUGUAUAUUGGUAUAAAUUAAUACUAAUAAAGAAAGGCUUGUACAUUUCAAUAGCUGCAUGUAUAUAUUGCUGUGAUGAAUAAUGAUGGAGUUGUUCAUGAAAAUAGUUUUAGUGAUGAAAUGAGAUUACUUUUAAAGAGAAUAAUGUUUUUUGAUGACAGUACGAAGAAAUGAAAUGUUCCUAUUCGCUUUAUGUCUCUAGACAGAUGAUUGGUUACUGUAUUGUGUGUUAUGUUUUAGAUACAAUUUUUGAAUAACAAUUUGUAUUGUUGACUCUUUCAAGAAU